GGAAAAAGGGGUGGGCGGGGGUAGGAGGAGAGACUCGGUGAAACCAGGAGCUCAGCCCUCAAGUCCCGCUGUGCCAAGCUCACCAGGAUUCCUUUGAGAGGGGAGGGAAGGGGUGGGGGAAGAAGGGGCUCUUUGGUACGCACUGGAGCAAGCUGGCUAUGGGGGAGCUGCAUUGGCACCCGACUUGGUAAACCAGGAAAAGUGGGGGCGAGGAUGAAAACAACCUGGGAGUAAGAGAGGCUCUUGUGAAGGGAAGCCACUGCCGCUGCUGCUGCUUUCUUCCCCCUCUUAAACAGCCUCCCCCCUCACAUUGGCGUUCCCUCUCCCAGAUCUGGGCGCUUGGUACUGCCAGUCCCGUCUUCUCUUCGCAGGGGGCAGCCCUUGUGCCACUCUUGGGUCCAGCCGAAGAGCCUUGACUGUCGGUAGUGAAAGCCUGGCCGGACGUCGAAUUGGGGAUAGUCUCGGAUUUGCCAGCGAGAGGGGGGACUGCCCUGCUUUAUCUUCUGAGACCGAAGGAAGGGGGGCGUUUUGCUGGGUGUCGCACCAUAACGGGUCAGACAUGCCUUUGUAUCCAAUUUUGGCGGAAGGAUAGGAGAGUGGAGGGUAACAGUGAGACUGACACGGUCUGUAAGGGAAGAGGGAGGCUUUGGGGGGAGGGGGGAGGGUCCAGGGAGGUAGUUCAGCUCUUAGCAACUCAGCUAAUUUGCAGGUGGAGAAGGAAUGGGUUUCUGUUUUUUAUUUUUUAAUGUUUUGUUUUUAUUGCAACUUGUGGGUGCAACUGAAGGGAGGGAGAAGUGAAGAAAAGAGGUGGAAGGUAAGGGGAAAUGAAGAGGAAAUAAGGGAGAAAAGAGCUUUAACCAUACAAAGGUAAAUACUGGGCUUUCUGUUCUUGUCUGCAUUUCUCCUGCUGUUAAGUGUGGGAGAGCAAUCCCCCCUCCCCCCUUUAGGACUCAAAUCAGAAAGAAGAAAUUUGUCCCAGGGGAGGUUCCAAGCCGUCAUACCUGAAGAGGAAAGGAAGGGUGUGUGGGGGGAACUGAGAGACUUAGGAUACCUGCUUGGGUGUCCUCCCUCCUCCCUUUCCUCUUCAUUUGCUUCUCCUCUCGUUUCCUACCCACCCCUCCCCCUUGUUGGUAUUGGUUUGCAGCGCUUCACUCCUGCGCCUCCUUCCUUUUUGAAUCUGGCCCGCUCCCUCGUAUUAUGUCUGCGCUCCGCAGGAAAUUUGGGGACGAUUACCAGGUAGUGACCACCUCGUCCAGCAGUGCGGGCUUGCAGGGCCAGGGACCUCAGCAGCAGCCGCAGCAGCAGCCGCAGCAGCAGCAGCUGGUCCCCAGGAAGAAGCGGCAGCGGUUUGUGGACAAGAACGGGAGGUGCAAUGUGCAGCACGGCAACCUGGGCAGUGAAACUAGCCGCUACCUCUCCGACCUCUUCACCACCCUGGUGGACCUCAAGUGGCGCUGGAACCUGUUCAUUUUCAUCCUCACUUACACCGUGGCGUGGCUCUUUAUGGCGUCCAUGUGGUGGGUGAUCGCCUACACCCGGGGAGACCUGAACAAAGCCCACGUCGGCAACUACACGCCCUGUGUGGCCAAUGUGUACAACUUCCCCUCUGCUUUUCUCUUCUUCAUCGAGACUGAAGCUACCAUAGGUUAUGGUUACCGCUACAUCACCGACAAGUGCCCUGAGGGAAUCAUCCUCUUCCUCUUCCAGUCGAUCUUAGGCUCCAUCGUGGAUGCUUUUCUGAUCGGCUGCAUGUUCAUUAAGAUGUCCCAGCCCAAGAAGCGGGCGGAGACCCUUAUGUUCAGCGAGCACUCGGUGAUCUCUAUGAGAGACGGGAAGCUGACUCUCAUGUUCAGAGUGGGCAACCUGCGAAACAGCCACAUGGUCUCCGCUCAAAUCCGCUGCAAGCUGCUCAAAUCUCGACAGACACCUGAGGGUGAGUUCCUCCCCCUUGACCAACUUGAACUGGAUGUAGGUUUUAGUACAGGGGCAGAUCAACUUUUUCUUGUUUCCCCCCUCACAAUUUGCCACGUGAUCGAUGCCAAAAGCCCCUUCUAUGACCUAUCCCAGAGAAGCAUGCAAGCUGAACAGUUCGAGAUUGUCGUCAUCCUAGAAGGCAUUGUGGAAACAACUGGGAUGACCUGUCAAGCUCGGACUUCAUACACAGAAGAUGAAGUUCUUUGGGGUCACCGCUUUUUCCCUGUUAUUUCCUUAGAGGAAGGAUUCUUUAAAGUUGAUUAUUCCCAAUUCCAUGCAACCUUUGAAGUCCCCACUCCACCUUACAGUGUGAAAGAACAGGAGGAAAUGCUUCUCAUGUCCUCCCCUUUAAUAGCACCAGCCAUAACUAACACUAAAGAAAGAAAUAAUUCUGUUGAAUGUUUAGAUGGAAUAGAUGACAUUAGUACCAAACUCCCAUCAAAGUUGCAGAAAAUUACUGGAAGGGAAGACUUUCCCAAAAAACUUCUAAGAAUGAGUUCCACAACUUCAGAAAAGGCCUACAGUCUGGGAGAUUUACCCAUGAAACUUCAACGAAUAAGCUCAGUUCCUGGCAAUUCAGAAGAAAAACUGGUAUCUAAAACCACAAAGAUGUUGUCUGAUCCCAUAAGCCAAUCAGUGGCUGAUUUGCCACCAAAGCUUCAAAAGAUGUCAGGAGGUGCAGCCAGAAUGGAAGGGAACCUUCCAGCGAAAUUAAGAAAAAUGAACUCUGAUCGAUUCACAUAACAAGAGCAGACUUUUAGGCAUUAUUUAAAGUUGAAGUUAGUAAUAGUCCAAAUUUUGUCUGACAAAGUAAGCUUCUCCAUAGGACAGAUUGUGAAAAAGAUGGCAUUUCCCUGUGUAUUCCAUGUAUUCAUGGCAAUAUUGCUCCUCCCAGGUAAUGCUGACUAUGUUGAAAAUGGAAAUUGUAAUGGGGAAAAAUAAAAAAGAAUCUGAUAUACUUAAUGGGCAUGUAGUAUCACACCAAGCAUGCAAUAAUGUGCAAAUUUCACAUUUAGUUUUAUGGCAUGAUUCUUACUAUAUUUAUAUUGUACAUUCUGAAAAAUAUUUAGGGAGGGAUUACCCUCCCCUAUAUUUCUAAAGUGUAUAGUAGGCAAAAAUGAGUGGAUAGCUUUCAGGGCACAGUACAAUUUUAAGUUAACAUAUUUACAUAUAUGUAUGUGUACCCAUGUACACAUAUAUACAUGUACAUAUAUAAUUCCAAUCGAGAUUGUAUCGUUCUGUUCAAUAUAAUAGUCCUGCUGCAUGUUUACUUUCUUAGAAUGCUAAGGUUAUUGGCAUUACACAAUUACUAAACAGUUCCUUGAGCCUUAAAUUAUUUGUAAUCUUAAAUUUAUAUUCAAUGUUUGUUUAAGUUUAUCUGUCAUUUAGGAUCAUGGGAGGCUUUCAUUUAUGCUUUAUAAGAGUCAUUCAUAAAGUUUGUACUAUUUUAGGGCUGUGCAAAUGAUAACCCUUAUAGAAUCAAGUUUUUAAAUGCAAGGCACAAAUAUGCAGUGAUAUCACUAUAUAAAGUGUUUUUUAUGUUUUUUGUUUGUUUUUACAAAUGCUGUGAAAAUACUAAAAAUGAGGAAGUGUUGAUUGAUUUGAGAUAUCUGCAGGAUUUGGUCCCAUUUCUGGAAAAGUUAAACUUGAUUUUUUAAAUAAUGAAAAGUUUUAAAUAAUUAUGUUUUCUAAAAUAUCAAGAAACUUACAUUCUCAAACAGCUUCUUACAGGACCCAGCACAUGAACAAAUGCUGAAUCGUUAUGUUAACGAUUAGGAGUCAAAUUACUUUGAAUAUGUUAGACUAUGAUUACAAGUUAAGUGAUGAAUACUUUCUAUUGCAUUGUGAAUCAAUUGAACCCCAUAUAAACAUUGUUGUGUGAAAUUUUUCUCACUUUUAAACCAAGAAAUUAUCUCUCAGCAAGAUGACCAUUUAAUAAUGAACUAUGAUAAAUAUUUAACUAUAAGAGAUAUAUAGGUCUAAUUUGAUUUCAAAUUGUAUUCUUUUCCUCUGCUAACUAGUUUUAUGGUUUAUUGUCCUCAUUUCUUUCCAAACUUUAGCAAUUUUUUUUUUCAAUUCAUUUGAUACUAUUGAUUUGGAAGGGAACUUUUUUGCAUAAAAGAAAUUUAUAGAACAUAAAAUAUGAAAAUCUAAUGUAACAGAACAUUCAGAACAAAAUAUUAGUAAACUUUUGGCUUCACUAGGCUUCCUGCACUAAACUAGUCCAGUCUAGCAUGUAUUUCCUUAAAGCACCCAGCAUAUGCAGGGCACUAUGUUUGGUACCAUGGAUACAAAGAUAAAACAAAGACAUUCUCUACUCUUCAAGAGUUAUAUACUAUAAUAGAAUGCAAACAUUUAAACAAAUAUAUACAUGUUCAUUUGAGAAGGAGGAAGGGGCAAGUACUAAUUACUGUCAGGAUCAUGAAAUAAUAAUUUUGACACAGGAACUGAGAUUUGACCAAUAGUAUUUUCCUAACCCCCACUUCUGAAACAUUUGAAUAGUUAGCAUGAAGUUGCAGUUACUAAUCAAUGGAAUACCUGAGACAGUAAUAUGGAAUGCAGGAGUAAGUUGGCAAUUUGAAGAGGUAACUUUGGUUUUUAUGACCCUUUUUAUAAAGAGCAAGCUGUGAUGAAAAG
Messenger RNA from Sarcophilus harrisii (Tasmanian devil), 4611 nucleotides. RefSeq names its product potassium inwardly rectifying channel subfamily J member 3 (gene KCNJ3). Gene Ontology annotation, cellular component: plasma membrane. Gene Ontology annotation, molecular function: G-protein activated inward rectifier potassium channel activity. The transcript has 3 exons. NCBI's taxonomy places the organism in Eukaryota, Metazoa, Chordata, Mammalia, Dasyuromorphia, Dasyuridae. Bases 1198 to 2718 code for a protein of 506 amino acids. The record is from RefSeq and is a predicted model, not a curated record. Gene Ontology annotation, biological process: potassium ion import across plasma membrane; regulation of monoatomic ion transmembrane transport.